UAAAUGUUUUAGGUUCGUUCACCUACACGUUGCUGGUUCUUAUUUUCUCAAUUUGUGGAUCAUUGUCCAAAAACGAAACCAAUAAUAAUUCGAGGCAGAAAAGACUUUUUAGUCUUUUCAACAUCGUCACAUUCACGAAUGACGCCUGCAUUACAACUGGAGCGGGGAACCUGGGUGGAACAUGCUUUACUUCCAGUGAGUGCAAUGCCAAAGGCGGAUCUGCGUCCGGGAAUUGCGCUGCAGGAUUUGGCGUGUGUUGUCUUUUUAGUGUGAGUGGGGCUUGCAAUGCUGCCCAAACGGUUUCACAGAAUUGCACUUACAUCAGGAACAACGGUUUUCCCUCUCCUGACUCCACUGUGAGCGAAACAUGCACCUACAACUUUAACAGGAUUCGUGACAAUCUGUGCCAAAUUCGGUUGGACUUUGACUCGCUGAUUACUCAAGACAUGACCAAUGGGGCUUGCGGAACGACGGCGGAUGCCGUGAGAGUGUCCAGCCCUUUCUCCUCGUCAGCAAAUGCGUUUCCGCCUACCAUUUGUGGAACUUUAACGGGGCAACAUAUGUAUUUCGAGACUGGCGAUUCUGGAAUUGCGGGUGCAUUGACCAUUGCGAAAGGAUCAGGGACAGGGAAUCGAAACUACCAAAUCAAAGUGACGUACCUAACGUGUGAUAAUUUAGCCAGGGCCCCUGCUGGAUGCACCCAAUACUUCACCGGCUUGAGUGGAAAUUUUCAAUCCUAUAACUUCCCAGGCGGUCAACUUUUACAAGCCAUGAACUACAACAACUGUUUCCGUCAAGAAGAAGGAUAUUGCCAACUUCAAGUCCGUGAGGCAGCUAGUACCAUUCCCGACACCUUCCAACUGUCUGGAACCGAUGAAACAUCCGAAACUACAUGCACCACGCUAAGCUCCAUCAUCCUGACCACACCUAAUGUUGGCACCUUCUGCGGCGGUAGCUUGAAUCCUGUGGCUGGCAAUAUGAUUCCUGCAGUGGUUACUUCUUCUCCCGGCACAAGUUUUCAAGUGGGCCUUCAGACUUUAACCACUGACCUCUCUGAUCUCACAGGCUUCAACCUUGACUAUAACCAGGUUCCAUGUGCAUGAAAAUACAACAUGGCAUAUCUUUAACUCCAUACCUUAAUAUAAUAGUGGAUGUAAAAGACAGUUUUGUCAUUUAGCCUAAAAUUGUCUCAUCAUAAGUAUAAUCAUUUUGUUGAAAAUAAACGCAGU
Messenger RNA from Tigriopus californicus, 1229 nucleotides. RefSeq lists its product as uncharacterized. The transcript has 14 exons. The record is from RefSeq and is a predicted model, not a curated record. Lineage: Eukaryota; Metazoa; Arthropoda; Copepoda; Harpacticoida; Harpacticidae. The coding region runs from base 447 to 1103 and encodes 218 amino acids.